Molecule: messenger RNA, 1747 nt
Organism: Nelumbo nucifera (sacred lotus)
Lineage: Eukaryota; Viridiplantae; Streptophyta; Magnoliopsida; Proteales; Nelumbonaceae
Product: protein HYPER-SENSITIVITY-RELATED 4-like
Molecular function (GO): ATP hydrolysis activity; ATP binding
Source: RefSeq, a predicted model, not a curated record
UUGUGUGUGUGGUAUUGUGUCUGAGAGAGAGAAGGAGAGAGUGAUCAGUACAGUGUUUGGAAUUGUUGAAUACCCCAAUACCAGAACAAUGUUUUCCAAUACAAACAUACCUUCAACUAAAACAGUUUUAUCCGCAGCAGCGUCUCUGGCAGCGUCGGUGAUGCUUGUUCGGUCAAUAGUCCACGACUUCUUACCUCAUGAGGUACAACACUAUGUCUUCUCCGGCCUACGAAGCAUCCUCACUCGUUUCUCCUCGGAAUUGACCAUUGUCAUCCAAGAAUUCGAUGGGCUUACCAACAAUCAAAUCUACCAGGCUGCCGAGAUCUACUUGGGCCCCAAGUUCUCCCCCUCCACUCGAAGACUAAAGGUGAGCAAACCCGAAAAAGAGAAUAAUUUCAUCGUCGCUAUGGAGAAAAACGAAGAGAUAGUAGAUGUCUUCGACGGUGUACAGUUCAAGUGGAGAUUUGUAUGCAGCCUUGUCGAAUCUUCGUCGCCUUAUUACAACAACCCCUACAAUUUCAACUCGACGGUACGAUCCGAAGUCCGAUCCUUUGAGCUCACUUUUCACAAGAAACAUAAGGAUAAGGUGUUGGGUUCUUACUUGCAUCACAUAUUAAGGGAGUCCAAGGAGAUGAAACAAGAGAACAAGACACUGAAGCUAUUCACGCUGCAAUUCGACCGCGUCUAUGGAAGCAGGGGAGAUGCAUGGACUUCCAUUAACCUGGAUCAUCCUGCAACGUUUGAGACGGUGGCGAUGGAUUCGGAGCUCAAGAAGGCAGUAAUGGAGGAUUUAGAGAGGUUUGUGAGGAGGAGAGAAUUCUAUAGGAGGGUAGGAAAGGCUUGGAAACGUGGGUAUUUGUUGUACGGCCCUCCGGGGACGGGUAAGUCGAGCUUGGUUGCUGCUAUGGCCAAUUACCUCAACUUCGACGUGUACGACUUGGAGCUAACCGAUGUCCGUUGCAACUCGGAGCUAAGGAGGUUGCUGGUCGCAACAGCCAACCGUUCGAUAAUUGUCGUUGAGGACAUUGAUUGCAGUAUUGAUUUGGAAGAUCGACAAGGCGCAGCUGAUGAAAGAUCCAAAUUCUACGUAAAUGGCUUUCGUCAAGAUAGCGAGAAAGUGACCCUGUCAGGGGUGCUCAAUUUCAUUGAUGGACUAUGGUCAAGUUGUGGAGAUGAAAGGAUCAUAAUGUUCACAACCAACCAUAAGGAUCGGCUAGACCCCGCCCUACUUCGCCCUGGCCGCAUGGACAUGCACAUCCAUAUGUCCUACUGCACUCCUAGCGGUUUUAGGCUACUUGCCUCUAAUUACCUUGGGAUAUCUGAGCACUCCCUCUUUCCAGAGAUUGAUGAAUUGAUCAAGGAGACGGAGGUCACACCUGCUGAAGUGGCCGAGGAAUUCAUGAAGAAUGACAGUCCUGAAAUUGUACUCACAGGCCUUCUCCAAUUCAUACAAACAAAAAAGAAGGAACAAGACGAAGCCAAAGCUACUAAAUCCCAAGGAGAGAGAUUAAUAAAGUGUGAAGAAAUUCAAGAGGAAGGGGAAAAAGGGCAACAAAGUUGAAGGUGAGAAACAAGAGGACCAAAUGAAGUGCAAAUGCAUACAUGAUACAACCCGGCCCCCUCAGGAGUCAGGACUAGAACGUAUUACUCUCUAUAGCUAGUAAGAUUAGAUUUUAAGCCAGAACUCUGUAUUGCCUAUCAUUAUCAUUAUUAUUAUUAUUAUUAGCACUUAAAUCAUUUAUUACUA